AUGUUACCCUUCUUCCAAGCCUUAGCCCUGACCGUCUUUUUAAGUGGGGCAGCUGCUCGUCAUAUACCGGGUGAUUUGGAAACCCCAGUAGAACGCCGAGCAACCAGUAGUUCUCAAUACUACAACAAAAAGACAUCUCCCUUCUAUGUGACACCAACGGGAAUUCCAAAUGUCUCUUUUGAUGUUGGCGAAAGUUAUGCGGGAUUGAUUCCUGUUGAUGCAACGAAGCCAAGCAAUGCCCAACAGAAGAUGUUCUUUUGGUUCUUCCCCACGGAAAACCCUGCUGGCAAAGAUGAUAUCAUCAUUUGGCUCAAUGGAGGUCCUGGAUGCUCUUCCAUGGAAGGUUUUCUGCAAGAAAACGGACCAUUUUCUUGGAAGCCUGGGACUUUCCUACCUGUAGCAAAUCCCUGGUCGUGGCACAAACUGGCCAACAUCAUUUGGGUUGAGUAUCCAAUUGGUGCUGGAUUUAGCAGCGGAAAUGUUACCGCCUCAAACAACGUCGAAACCGCGGAUCAAUUCCUCGGCUUUUGGAAGAAUUUCGUCAAAACAUUCGGCCUCCAGAACAAGAAAGUUUACAUUACCGGUGAAAGCUAUGCCGGUGUUUAUGUGCCUUACAUUGGAGCUGCCAUGCUAGACAAGAAAGACAAGACCUACUUCGAUGUCCAAGGUGCACUGUAUUAUGACCCAGUCAUGCCUUAUUCCGACGACCUAAACUUUGACCACGCGACAUUCCCGGCUUUCUUUCGACACUGGGAGAGUGUUUUCUCGAUCCCGGAUGCCAACAAAAAGAUCCUUGAGAGCGACAACAAGAAAUGCAAGCUGGAUAAAUACAUGGACGCGCAUCUUACAUAUCCGCCCCCCAAGACACCCUGGAAGGCAGCACAGGUCGACGGCUGUGAUAUCAUCGCUCAUUUCGACGAAAUAGUUACCGACAUCAAUCCGUGUUUCAACUCGUAUCAUAUUUUCGACACUUGUCCGGUUCUUUGGGACCCUCUCGGCUUUCCAUCGGUUAUGUACACCCCCGCAGGUGCUACUCUAUGGUUCAACGUGCCUGAGGUCCGCAAGGCUAUUCACGCUCCAGUUGGUUACGCUGAAUGGAGUGAAUGCCAAGGCCCAGUAUUUGCGGGCUCGGGCAGUGAUAACUACAACGGAACAGAGCACGCAGAAAAACUACGGAAGCUUAUCGAGAAGACUGGCAAUGUCAUGGUGGGGUCUGGGUUGGCAGACUACGUGAUCAAGCCAAAUGUGACGGCCCUUGGAAUCCAAAUGAUGGAGUGGAAUGGAAAGCAAGGCUUUCAAAAGGCCCCGAAAAAUGACUUGCUUCUUCCAGAGGUCGACAACAACAACGACAACAUCGCUAACUGGGCCGGUGGAAACGUCCAAGGAACAGCCCAUACUGAACGUGGCUUUACUCAUUCAACAGUCAAGAUGAGUGGUCACAUGGUGCCACAAUACGCCUCAGCCGCUGCAUUCAGGCAGCUUGAGUACACCUUGGGACGUGUGAAAUCACUGUCGAGCGGUGCGCCGUUCUCCGUGAAGAUCUCUACGACUUUCAAGUGGCCGUAUUAG
Ilyonectria robusta is the source of this 1569-nucleotide messenger RNA. RefSeq names its product Alpha/Beta hydrolase protein. The transcript is spliced from 4 exons. The record is from RefSeq and is a predicted model, not a curated record. Gene Ontology annotation, molecular function: serine-type carboxypeptidase activity. Bases 1 to 1569 code for a protein of 522 amino acids. Lineage: Eukaryota; Fungi; Ascomycota; Sordariomycetes; Hypocreales; Nectriaceae. Gene Ontology annotation, biological process: proteolysis.